This is a messenger RNA of Plenodomus lingam JN3, 2304 nucleotides long. Lineage: Eukaryota; Fungi; Ascomycota; Dothideomycetes; Pleosporales; Leptosphaeriaceae. The record is from RefSeq and is a predicted model, not a curated record.
AUGUUCCUCAAUCUACCUCACAGAAGCUCAGCCAGCUACCUAAACAUGACAUUGACUUUAUCAACGCCGAUGAAAUUCGAGGCAUUCCAAACAGCGAAAGAGCCUGAAAACGUUGAUAUCAUGAUCGAGGCAAAGAUUGUCAACGACCAGAUGAUUCGCCGCCUAGAGCGGGAAUUGUGUGAACCAGAGCGACACAGUCAAGCGUCAGCACCUUCCAUGGAGAAGCAUGCGCCGAGCGUCACAAACUCUGUCAAUAUUCCUGUGGAGUCGAGCAUCGACCGUAUAAGGAAAUGGAUCGAACAAGGCGGCGCUGUCUUUGCAAGCCACUUCUGGCAGGACCCCACUGAGGAAACUGACGAGAAGAAGACCAGACUGUUCUUCGACAAGACUCUAGCCCGUAUCCGCAAGAGUCGUCUAGCCAUGCGACAAAUAAUCGAAGAUCUGGAGACUGAUAUCCCUGCUUCGGAGCCUCUUCUAAGGCGUAUGAAACAAGACGAAGACUUGUUAGACGCCGCUAUACAAGCGCUUCGUACGCGCUCAGGUGACAGCAUAGUUCAAGGGUUAUCGCCAAAGAAGAUUCGCGCCAUUCAAACUUUGCGCCUCAAAAUCGAAGACACUGAUCGCGAGCUCGAAACCGCAUACAUUGCACUUAUAAAAUCUACAAGGCCUGAUCUGGUGGCUGCUGCUACUUCAGCAUUCAAGAGGCGGUUGGCAGUCGCAUCGCAGAUAGUGCAAAAGAACGCCCAUUUCACUCGUUACCUUCUUUGGGGUCUCCAGGCUCGCCUGGAGGACACGGGAGUCAAUAAAGAUGUCCUCUCAAAUUACAAGGCGGUCGCUAAUAGCCUACUGACCUUGAGGGACACGCAAAUAGCCUUGGCUCGGCUGAUAGAUCGCGCGAUGUCCGUCUAUGGUGUAGAGGCACUGAAGCCCAUGGAUUCUAUCAACUCUCUGAUGGAGCAUCCUGGAUCAACGUCACAUGAAGUGGUGUAUACGUCCGCUUCACCAGCAGUGAUUAGGUCGAGCCAACUCAAUAAGGCCCAAAUCCGUGCAGAUAUAGCUACUGAAGAGCGCCUUGCAAGUGAAGUGGAAGCACAGAAGAUGGCUAUGCAAAGGCUAUCAGACGAUGGGUAUGCGCAUGCAACACAGUCCUCUCCAUUAAAAUCAAAAGAAGAAAGUGAUGAUCUGGCACACAGGUUAUUCCGUCCCUCCGGACCAGUUUCGGAAAGUCUGACCAAGGGCACGUCUGCGCACGCACUCGAAACUGAAGAGGCAGCUAAGAAGGCCUCACAUGAUGCCAAUCUUGUUCAAGAAGUCAGAGCUGCUUAUGAGGAUACUUAUGGCCCUAUCACAGUUGGACAUACGCAGUUGGCCAAGGCCGCUGAAGAAGUCAAGAAUGAGACGGAGAUUGGAACCAAGCAGUUCGACAUGCUAAAGGAUGACCCUGUUACCACAUCUGCGCAUGCUAUAUCUCCUCAAUUACCAGAAACUCCAGUGGAAACUUGUGGUAUAACGAAUGCAUUCAAUGAAUCUACAACGAAACCCACGGCAGGACCUUCACCAGUACAGACUAACGAAGUGGCAAAGCCACUAAGUACACCUCAUACAGAUUCUGCAUCACCAGACCAGAUAGCCAUUGCUACCAACUCAAACACUUCCUGUGAUCCUUUGGCCAGUGAAUCAUCGGAUAAUAAUCCUGAUCUUUCAAAACUACCAACACACUACACAAUCCUUCUUUACAAUCCACAGACAGAUAGUGUCACCGUGAGCACUUCUACUAGCCCACCACCGCGCGACAUCACUCCAACCAUUACCCUACCUCAGGCGCUCGCGAAUCUUGACGCACCUGCAAAGUUCGUUCCAUACAUUCCUGACGAACUCGAAAUUGUUAGUGCGAACAAAGACAUGCUUGUCCUUCGCAAUUGGAUUGCCACCCUCGACGGCGCAGCCACGCGUCCUGACAGCCUGUCGAGCGCAGCUAAAAGUGUGCGUGACGAUGCUAAGAGGUCAAAACGAGACGUCAACCCCAUUGACGGAACCGCCCGCCUCAGCCCGACCGGCUAUGUCGGCCCUGAGGAGUCCCAAGAACAAUUCGAAAAAGAGUUCGAAGAGCGGAGACAAGCAGCGGAAAAGAUUACUGUCGCUCAAAGCACAUCUGAUGUUAAUCGUCAAGCCAGCAAUAGAUCUCAAACAGCACCAAAGGAGGCUGGGAAAGGAGGCGCAGGUAGUGUUGUAAAGACUGCGAUCUGGGCGGCGGCUACUUGCUAUGUCUUUGGGGUUAUCGGGGAGAUUGUUUCUGGACCCUGA